Lottia gigantea (owl limpet) is the source of this 1200-nucleotide messenger RNA. RefSeq lists its product as hypothetical. Bases 1 to 1200 code for a protein of 399 amino acids. The record is from RefSeq and is a predicted model, not a curated record. The transcript has a single exon. NCBI's taxonomy places the organism in Eukaryota, Metazoa, Mollusca, Gastropoda, Lottiidae.
AUGGCUGCUAAAUUAUGUGAACCUGAAUGCUUAUCUGAGAUCAUCAGGAUAGGCUAUAGUGAGUCUUCAUUGGAACUUAAGAAAAUUCUAGAUGCUAAAGAUGAGAAUAGCAAUUCUAUAAGAGGCACUUUUGGUGGGACUAAAGAUAAUCCAAUGGUUGUUGGUGACUGUGAUAAUGAUGAUAAUGAUAAUGACAGUGAUAAUGAUGAUGAUGAAUAUGAAUGGAACAUGGAUGAUAUAAACAAUCAAUAUGACAGAUAUUGUUGGGAACAGGAGGAAGUGUUUUAUAAGAAAUAUUACAAAAAAAAAUUCUUAAGAGAGAUUGAUUUUCGUGACACAGAAGGACUGACUGCAUUUCAACAUUGUAUUCAGGCCACAAAAGUCCCUGUGGAAAAAAAAGUGGAGUGUUUAAGACUGCUAGCACAAUCUGGAGUUGAUCUAACAUUAAAAAGUGACUGUGAACAAAAUCCGAUAGAAAUGGCUUUGGAUUUGGGCUCAGAUGAGCGAGUCUUAGCUUGUUUAAUAGAUUUUGGAUGCAAAGUCAAUCUUGAUGAAUGUUUUUCCAAUGCAAAACUGCAACGAAAUAUUCCUUUGAUGAACUUCUUCAUUGAGCGUGGAGCAAAUGUUCAUUUUAUAAAUUAUUUAAAUCAAAAUUGCAUUCUUCAUUUUCUUUAUAAUGGCGAUGCAAGGAAAAACAUGAAGGAAUUUGAUGAAGUCUUACGUGUUCUCAUACAAAAAUAUAAAGUAGACAUCAAUUUUUGCAAUCAGCAUUCUUCGAUAUUUUCUGGAGCUUUCUAUCUUUUGACAAAGUGUAACUCAUUUCCCUUGCAAUUUCUGAUGUCUGAAAAUAUUGAUGUGAUAUCAAAUGCAAACAUUGAUAAAGAAAUGCCGAUCUUAGAUGAACGACAAAGACGCGAAGUUCGAAUGCCUGUUAAACAAUAUGUACAGUUAUUGUAUGACUAUAACAUGCCUUACGAUAUGUUGAUUAGAUUCAUUGGUACUGAACUUGACCGUGAUACGAAAAAAUGGCUGAAUGAGCUGUUUGAUUCACCAUCAUCCUUAUCAAAGAUCUGCAAAUUUUCUGUUAGAAAGUGUUUAGGAAAGGAUAUUAAAUGGAAAGUUGAACAGCUCCAAGUGCCUGAAGUUAUAAAGGAUAUUAUUUUGUUAAAAAAUCUACUAUCAUCUGAAUGUUUUAAUUGA